Messenger RNA from Neopsephotus bourkii (Bourke's parrot), 2345 nucleotides. Its product is annotated as diacylglycerol O-acyltransferase 2-like. The record is from RefSeq and is a predicted model, not a curated record. Gene Ontology annotation, biological process: lipid metabolic process. Lineage: Eukaryota; Metazoa; Chordata; Aves; Psittaciformes; Psittacidae. The transcript has 8 exons. The coding region runs from base 695 to 1780 and encodes 361 amino acids. Gene Ontology annotation, cellular component: endoplasmic reticulum membrane.
UACUUUUGAUGGUAGCUGCCUUUUCCUUGUGAGUACUUCUGGAGAGGUAGAUCCUGAGAAGUAGCUCCAGUGAACCAGUUCCUGUGGAUUUUCACCUUUCCUUUGGCUCUUGGCCUCAAGCCCCAACUCAGUGCUGCUUUUGUGCUGUUCUUGUUUCAUUUUCUUAUCAGUUUUUUAUCCCCCAUUCCUCUCCACUUUGGCUGAGCUAGCAGGCUGGGCUGGCUGACUCCAGUGGCCCUUUUAGGGGUGGAAGAGGAGGGGACAGUGCUGGGGCUGAUGGUCAAGGCCUGUCAGGCGGGCUGCCUUCCCAUACCACAGAGGGGGAGCUUCGGGAUGACGUUUAGAGCAGAACAGGGUUUGUGAAAUACCCAGCACACGGACAGUACCAUUACCAGGGGAAGACAGCUCCCACGGAGCCGCCGCUGGUGCCGGCAGCGGUGCCUUUCUGAAGAGCAGUGGGUGUCUUUUGCCACAGCAGCGCCUCACUGCUCAGCGUGACUCCUCGUCCUCCCAAGGACCACCAGCUCUUCCUGCUCUGCAAGCCAGGACCAGAGCAGGUCUGCUCCCCUCCACAGUGGACGGUUUACCUUGGAUCAGCUGGUUAAAGCCGCUGGAUACACAGUCACCCUCCGGCAUUUCCAAACUCACCUUUUAACCUGCAGAUCCAGGGGCUGGCGCAGAACUCCCUGCCACCAUGAAAACAAUUAUUGCAGCCUGCUCUCAAAAUCUUAGUGGCAGCCGCGCCAGCAUCCAGGCCACCCUGCGCACCCUGCUCACAGCGCCCUGGCCCUCGCAGCGGGAUAUCCACUCCUGGCUCCAGCUUCUCUCCGUCCUUCAGUGGGUGCUCAGCUUCCUGCUGCUGGGGAUUGUCAGCCUGCUGCUCCUCAUUUACCUUGUGUUCACCAGCUUCUGGCCCAUCUCUGCUCUCUACCUGGCCUGGAUCAUCUUUGACUGGGAAACACCGGAGAAGGGUGGCAGGAGGUUGCCAUGCCUGCGUCGCUGGACUGUGUGGAGGCACUUUCGGGAUUAUUUCCCUGUGAAGCUGGUGAAGACACACGACUUGUCCCCUAGCCACAACUACAUCAUUGGCUCCCACCCUCACGGCAUCCUCUGCGUUGGCGCCUUCUGCAACUUCAUCACGGGCUCCACGGGCUUUGAGGAGAUGUUCCCGGGCAUCCGGCCCUUCCUCACCACCCUGGCGGGCAACUUUCGAUUGCCCAUCUUCAGGGAGUACCUGAUGAGUGGGGGGCUGUGCCCAGUGACACGCCGUGCUAUCGGGUACCUGCUGUCCAAGAACGGCACCGGCAAUGCGGUGGCCAUCGUCAUCGGCGGCGCGGCCGAGUCACUCUCCUGCCGUCCCGGCAUCACCACGCUCACCCUGAAGAACCGUAAGGGCUUCGUCCGCUUGGCCCUGCAGCACGGGGCCCACCUCGUCCCCUCCUUCUCCUUUGGGGAGAAUGACCUCUUUCGCCAGGUGGUCUUUGAGGAGGGAAGCUGGAUGAGGAGCAUCCAGCAGCGCUUCCAAAAGAUGAUGGGCUUUGCUCCCUGUGUCUUUUACGGUCGGGGCCUCACCUCCAUCCAGUCUCGGGGUUUCCUUCCCUAUGCCAAACCCAUCACCACCGUAGUGGGGGAGCCAGUGACAGUGCCCAAGAUCGAGGACCCGAGCAGUGAGGUGGUGGACAUGUACCACGAGAUGUAUAUCCGCUCCCUGCUCAAGCUCUUCAACGAGAACAAGACCAAGUACGGUCUGUCGGAGAUGGACGAGCUGCACAUCCUCUGAGCACGGCUUGGGGCCGGCGGCCAGAUCCUGGCUCACAAGGGCAGUGCUCUUGUGGGUGGGGAUUUCAGCCAUACCGGCAUGGGGGACACACGGGGGAUGCACAGGGGACGGUCCCCACUCUGGCCCUCGGCUCCUCUGGCCAAAAAACUGAGCAGGAAGCAGGAGAGGAGGAAGCAAAGGGAAGGGGAACUUGGGAAAGAGUCCUCUUUGAAAGGGAUUUGGAGGGGCUGUGGGUGUCCCUUGAAGAUGUGGGGCUGAUGGGGGGGGAAUGGAGAAAGGCUGGGGGCCAGUGCUGGGCAUGGUUCCCUCAAGAUAACCAGGACACUGUGAGCUUAGGGAAGAGGUGUCAUGUGAGGAGGGGACAAGAUGGGCUCUUUGGGAUAGCAUCCCAAUGGUGAGUGGGACCAGGCUGGGGAGAUAUCCCCCCCUGGAAGGGACACUCCAGGACCUGGGGACAAGUGGCCUCAGCCGGUACCAUGUGGUCCUGGGUGAGCGGUGGGUGCUGCUGUGGCCCCAGAUGAGCCUUUUCCACCACCUCUGUACCCAAUACAGAAUUCCAACCCUG